This is a messenger RNA of Prorocentrum cordatum, 5298 nucleotides long. The record is from the annotation of a GenBank genome assembly. Lineage: Eukaryota; Dinophyceae; Prorocentrales; Prorocentraceae.
AUGAAGAAAGCUAACAGUUUGACCAAGCAGCUCCUCAGCUGGUGGCAUAAACUGCCGACAGCGUGGAUCCAUUUCGUGGUAGUUGAGUGUUCCGCCGUAUGGGCAGCCCUUGGGUCGUGGGUAGUCUUGAUCGGCCAAAUCCAAACAACCACGUCGAUUGGGAAAGUCGUCCAGGAUGUAGCCCAUAAGUAUUUCAUAUCUCUUUUUUUCUUGGGCUUCACCGUGGAGCAGAGUGCGACUUUCAGUGGCGUUAAGGAUCCGUAUUUCAUCGAUGAUCCAGAAGAAACUCCGAUCAAAUGGUUUGCGACUUACCAGGACAAGGACGACUGCACGAGCCAGUUGAAACAGUGUACACUCGUGCUCCCGGCAACUUCGUUGAUUUUUUUGUCUGCGAAUUUCGUGUGGCUGUUCCUCGCUUGGGCCCUUCCCUUUACCGCGGCGCUGCUUGUCUUCUACAAGCUGUUCUGCCUGGCGCGGAGCGGGAUCUGGAGCUUCGAGACCCUUGCGUAUUUAGAGUUCACGGAACACAUGUAUUCAAGCAUGCAGUACAAGGUUAUGAGUGCGUUGAUGGCGGUCAGCCCAGUAGGACUUAUUGUGUUAUGGGUCGCGCAAAUAGUGAUCUACCAGCUGCGCAACCAGUUGGAUGCGUUUAUUGCCAGCAUUCCCGCACUCGGCGUUCUACUCAUCGCAAUCAAGACCAUAUGUAUACCAUGGGUACGCGGCCAGCGUUUCCAGGAACAUGGCGACAUUCACGAAGUCUUGAGUCUUCGAGUGAAACGCCCUAUCAUGCAUAUCAACCCAGCUAACGCUAGCGCGCACAACGCCAUAUGGUCGUUGAACAUUAUGCGGGCACUCCUGUUGGCGAAGUUGGGGCGCUAUGAUAUGAUGAAGGAGUAUAUGUUCGUUGACUGGGAUGCGGACGAGGAAAUGUCCGAUGAGGAAUGCAGGCAGUUGGUCAGUAUCUGCGAGUCAGCACUUACGAAAGACGCCGUUGCACUUGGACGGGCGGCGCGCCCCAUGCUCGCCUUGUGCGUGGCGCUGAUCGCUGGUCUUGGCUGGCGGGCGAGUCCACCACAGCCCAGGCCCGAGCCGCCGAGCGAGGUCGGUGACGGGCUGAGCGCCGAGGCGCUGGCACUGCAUCUGCUGGUGAGCCUCCUCGCGCCGGUGUGGAUCGCGUUGGCGGAGAGCGGUGCUCGCGCGCGGGUGAGCUACGACGGCGACGUCAUGGACCAUGAGCGCGUCGUGGUUUGGCCCUCGCGUCGAGUCGAGGAUGGCGAGUUGGUGGACCCACACCUCUACUGGGUCCUCUCGCCAGAUGGUGACCUGUGGGAGGAGCUGCUCUCGGGGGCCUCGCCCGCAGACGGCCCCUCGGGCGGUGAGCGCAUCGCCAGCGGUGGGGCCCCGCCUGCUGACGGUCGGAAGCUCUACAGCUUCCGUGAGCAGCCGUCCCUCGCCAGGCUCGUGGAGUUGGCCGACGAGUGCCGACUAGCGAUGGAGGCCCGCGGGCAGGUUGCUGCCGAUGGGCCCGCCCAUGUGGAGCUCGCCUCGGGUAGGCUGCCGGAUGGCGGGGACGUCUUCCCGUGGCCCGCGGCCGACCUGGACAUCGGCGCGACCGUUGACCCGUUGAGCGAGACGCUCAUUGGUGCUGGAGUGGACGCCCUCCGGCUUCGGCGGGGCCGGGCGCUUCGUCUGGAGCUGAUGCCGCGGUGCGACGUGGCGAGCUGGAGGACGCGCCGCGUUGCCGAGCUGAGUCGCCUUCUGGAGGUGGCAGCUCCUGUGGCGGCGCUCGGCUCCUCCCCGCCUGACGGCGCCCUGGACGGCGCCGCCGCCAGUGGCACCGAGGGCGCUCCCGCCCCGGAUGGCGGUCCGUCGGCGGUCGCUUUGGCUGACGCCGCUAGCGACGACACUCGCACUCUCUGGGUCGAGUGGGACGACCAGGGCGAGCGAUACAAGGAGUUCAGGAAGGCCGUGAACGAGUCGUUGAGCUACGACUGGGGCCACCAGCGUUUGGAGGGCGGCCUGACGUGCUUGCACACCUGCAAGAUAAUGCACCGCACGGCAGGCACCCCUCGGGCGUGGCUCGAGAAGUUCUUGCGCGAUAAGAACAUCGCUCCCACCGACCGCGUCGCACAUGAGCUUCGGCCGCUGGUGGAGGCGCUCGAGGAGGCCGGGUCCUUCGACCAGGUUAACCUGGGGGGACUGGCCUGCCUGGAGGUGAUCGCGCGCCGGCUCAACGCGAUCGUUGACGCUUACAAGCGCGCGGGUGCCCCCUCGUUCGCCAACGCCAAGUACUUGGCUCCACUGGGCGAGGCUGACGACCUGAUGGCGCCCUCGCUGAGGAGCCACGUCAGCCGCCGCGCUAGGGAGGACUGGGAGGUCGAGCAGUCUAUGAAGAAGGCCGAGGCGGUGGAAUUGGUGAACCGCGCCCUCCACAGCUUGAACUGGCUGGCGGGCUUCAAGGGCGCGGCUGCUUCACCGAGUCCAGGCGUGACAACCCUGGACAAGCAUGCAGCCCUUCAGCAGCACCUGCUUCGUGAAGCUCAUCGGCGACAGGCCGCAGCUCCGGAGGUGAUGCCGAAGGCGGAGGCAGCCCUGAGGGAGCUGCUCCGGGGGCAGUCCGUAUACGAGACGGACUCUGCCCCAAGGAACCUCGUCUCCUACCAGCCCGGCAAGGUCUCGCUGCCCAAUAGCGUGCUGGACUGCCGCUUCAUUGAGGACAUCGUGAGCCCUGGGUGCCGCUCGUUCUUGGAGGAGAAUCACAAGCGAAUGAGGUUGGAGCCGGAGACAGUGGACUUCGACAGCAUGCCGCGGUUGUACAUGGACCCAGUGCUGAAGAGGAAUUCAAACUCUUAUCGUACCUUCUUGCGAGAUCUUGCUGGACGUGGACUUCUGGGAGUAACCGCCAGGCCCGCCGAGUCGGUGGGCCUGUUUUUCGUGGCUAAGUCAAACGGGGCUCAGCGCAUGAUAAUCGACGCUAGGCGAAGCAACGGCCACUUCAGAACUCCGCCGGGGGUGCAGCUUCUCAGCAGCGAGGGAUUCGGCCGGAUCGAGAUAGAGUUGCCGCUGGGUGUCUUGCCCUCAUCAGUUGAGGGGCAGCGGCUUCUGGAUGCCUUCACUGUCUACGUGGCCACCACCGACGUGAAGGACUGCUUCUACCGAAUGCGCGUCCGCGAGGACCUCGGCCGCUACUUCUGCCUGCCCGCCGUCCCGAAGCACGUGCUCGAUGGGAUUCAGGUGGCCGGCGCCCCGGCGGAUGCUCCGCCGGACGCCCCCGCGCGGCCCUACCUCGCCGCGCUUCCGAUGGGUUUCACGCGGUCGCUGUACCUGGCCCAGGCCGCGAAUGAGGACAGGGCGUGCCGUAGCCCCAGCCUGUGCAAGGCGAUGCCAGCUGACAGACAACAGCCCUUGAUUCAGGAUCAGGCCGAGGCUCCUGUGCUACGUGCCGCCUCGCGCGGGGUCGGAAGUGCUUACGUGUACGUGGACAUCCUUGGCGCCGUUUCGGACGACGCCGACCUCAGUGACAGGAUGGUCUCCGAGUGGGGCGAUCUGUUCGAGCCGGUCGGCCUGGCGCUCCACAAGUCUGAGUCCCACGGCGGCGCUGGCGAGGCUCUCGGCACUGAGCUUGACGGCGCUCGCCUUCGCUCGGGGAUCACCUCGAGCCGGUUUUGGAAGCUCGAGCGAGGCUCGGCCUGGGAAACCGUCCGGAAGGGAGUUUGGGGCCUUAGCGAGGGCAUUUUGGUGCUGGAGGCCCGGGCCUUGGUGAAGGCCAUCCGUAGGCUCGCCAGGAGUCAGGACUUCAAGCUCUUAGUCCAGAUUCGACGCUUCAACGCCUGUGCCCUUGCCCUUGGCAUCGCCCCGUACUUUAGAUGGAUUCCCUCAGAGUUUAACCAGAGCGAUGCCGGUCAGGCUUUCCUCGCUUCCGUGCCCGAAGAGUCUGUUCCGACGGAUGCGUGCUCGGGCGCUGCGGCCGCCGCGGGCUCCAGCGCAGGCGAGUUCUCCAGCACCGUCGCGAGUUCUGCCACGUCCUGGACAAGGGACCAUGGCGCCCGCUCGGUCAGGGCACGCUUGGAGAGCCACCUUCGCCAGCCGCCGUUGCCGCCCCCUGUGACGCUCGAGGACCUCGCUCCCGCGGCCUGCGCUGGCGACGACGAGGCGGACGCCGGGGAAGGAGGCGAGUCGAGCGGGUCCGACAGCGUGGUGAACCACGCGACUGCGGCCUCGAGGAGGUCUCGACGCCUCCAGGACUCCCGGCGCCGACGCCGCGCGGCCUUCUACACGGACAUGAUCAUGCAGACCAUGGCCGGUGGGCCCACCUUGCUGGAGCGACUGGCGGUGACUCGCCGGACGAGGGAGCGCUAUGCCAAGUAUCUCGAUCGUUUCUACUCGCAUGCCGGCCUGACCGACGACAAGCUCGUGAGGAGCUCGGACGAGACCGUGGAUUGCUGGGUGUGCGACUACUUCACCGCGAUGUACCUGUCCGGGGAGCAGAGCAGCCUGGGGGGCCAGACUGGAGCCGCCCUCAUCGACCGACACCCAGCUUUCGGCCGACGGGGCGGGAGAGCCCUGCCGCGGACGUGGCGAGCGCUCAAGGCGUGGAGGCGGCUGACGCCCUCGCGCACCCCCCGAGCGCUGCCGCUCGCCGUGUGGUCAGCAGUGAUGUGGCGGCUGGUGGACAAGGGCCUCCCAUUCAUGGCCCUGUUCUUGGCCGUAGGCCUCUCUGCCUAUUCAAGGCCCUCUUCCCUGCUGGCAGCCCGCAAGUGCGACCUGGUCCCGCCUUCACGCGCGACAGUGGACAGCUGGAGCCUUCUGACGCACCCAGAGGAGGAGGGCAGACCAAGCAAAACGAAUCGCUACGACGAGGGCUGCCUCCUGGACUCGAGUUACCUCCGGGGGCUGGGUCCGCUGUUCGCCGAGCUCAGAGGGCACGGAGACAGGACCAAGCUGUGGCCUUUCACGUACCUGGAGCUCUCGCAGGCGGCGCAGCUGGCAGCGGCCGAGGUCGGGGUUGGCAAGCUGACACUGUAUCAGCUCCGCCACUCAGGCGCGAGCAUCGACGCCAGCAGGCGCACGCGCAGCCUAGAGGAGAUUCGAAGGCGCGGCUGCUGGGCUCAGGCAAAAAGCAUGCACAGGUACGAGCACAGCAGCCGUCUGAGCGCCGAGUACGAGCGCUUUCCCGCGGACCAGAGACGCCUGUACGAGGCUUGCGAGGUCCAUCUGAUGAGGAUCAUGCUCGGGCAAGCGCACCCAGUCCAGUUCAGCCGUCGAAUGCUGACCUGGCAGUCGCGCGUGCCAAGCUAA